Phalaenopsis equestris is the source of this 817-nucleotide messenger RNA. Its product is annotated as protein STRUBBELIG-RECEPTOR FAMILY 6-like. Bases 44 to 430 code for a protein of 128 amino acids. Gene Ontology annotation, biological process: protein phosphorylation. The record is from RefSeq and is a predicted model, not a curated record. Gene Ontology annotation, molecular function: protein kinase activity; ATP binding. NCBI's taxonomy places the organism in Eukaryota, Viridiplantae, Streptophyta, Magnoliopsida, Asparagales, Orchidaceae. The transcript has 3 exons.
AAAUCAUAACCUGGCUUCUGGAUACAAUGCUCCUGAGGUUGACAUGUUUGGGCAGUACACUCUGAAGAGCGACGUGUAUAGCUUUGGAGUAGUCAUGCUAGAGCUCCUGACCGGAAGAAAACCUUUUGAUAGCUCUAGACCAAGAUCUGAGCAACACUUGGUUCGAUGGGCGACUCCUCAGCUCCAUGACAUUGAUGCUCUUGACAAGAUGGUCGACCCACAACUCCAGGGGCUCUACCCUGCAAAAUCUCUUUCUCGAUUUGCUGAUGUUAUUGCCAUAUGUGUUCAGCCUGAGCCAGAGUUCAGACCACCGAUGUCAGAAGUAGUGCAAGCGCUGGUUCGUCUCGUCCAACGGGCCAACGUAAACCAGAGAGUGCUUGCUGGUGAUGCACAAGACGCAAUCCGGAGGACAGGUAACAGAGAUGCAUAGUACUACAUGUUCUAAAACACUUGCUCGUAACAUAUGUUGAAACUCAUUAUUGGUGGGUUACAAGAUGAUGAGAUUUCCUAGCUCCCAGGUGCCGGAUUUUGUCACUCCAAGAUAGUUGAAGGGGAAGGAAUUGGCUAUUGUAUUGCAGAUAAAAUAGCAUAAGCUAGGCUAAAGCAUUUAUUUUUUUUAUAUUUCAAUAAUGUGCCCAAUACGUUGAUAAAAAGAUGAUAGGGCUAAUAAGCCUUCAACUUCCGCCCGAUAGGAAGAAAUGUAUUUGGUUUUGGUUUUUAUCUGUAUUCCUUGCUUAUUUAUUAGACACUACUAACUUGAUUGUCUGUUGCCUCAAGAUUUUUUCAUUGAUAGGCAUAACAUGGGUGCGGAUCCUCA